AUGGCUCAGGCAAUGGCAUCAAUGGCAGGAAGCCUUCAAGUGAGUGGCUCCACACGCUUGCAUGGCAGCAGGGUGGCCUCAGUCACACGUGCGGGUUUCACAGUUAGAGCACAACAGCAGCAGCAACAACAAGCACAAGUGAGUGGUGAGGCACAGAGUAGCCGUAGGGCUGUGCUUUCUCUUGUUGCUACUGGGUUGGCCACUGGCUCCUUUGUUCAAGCUGUUCUUGCUGAUGCCAAAUCUAUCAAAGUUGGACCCCCUCCACCACCUUCUGGUGGAUUGCCUGGAACAUUGAACUCAGAUGAAGCAAGAGACCUUGAUCUGCCAUUGAAAGAAAGGUUCUUCCUUCAACCACUGUCUCCUACUGAGGCUGCACAAAGGGCAAAGGAAUCAGCCAAGGAAAUUGUUGCUGUUAAGAAGUUAAUAGAAAAGAAGGCUUGGCCAUAUGUUCAGAAUGAUUUGCGUCUCAGAGCUGAGUAUCUGCGGUUUGAUCUCAACACUGUCAUUGCUGCAAAGUCUAAGGAUGAGAAGAAAUCACUCAAAGAACUCACUGGCAAGCUCUUCCAGGAUAUCAGCAAUCUGGAUCAUGCAGCAAAAAUUAAGAGCAGCCCAGAAGCAGAGAAGUACUAUGCUGCUACUGUGUCUACUCUGAAUGAUGUCCUUGCUAAGCUUGGUUAA
This is a messenger RNA of Sphenostylis stenocarpa, 678 nucleotides long. The record is from the annotation of a GenBank genome assembly. Lineage: Eukaryota; Viridiplantae; Streptophyta; Magnoliopsida; Fabales; Fabaceae.